GUAAGCGAUAUGCGCAGUAAACUUGCGCACAUAUUUGUUUACAUCGGCAACAAGUUGAAUAAAAACGAACAGAUAUCUUUUUCUUUGGAACUCAUAAUACAAUAUUAUUAGAAUGGCUGUUGUAAUAGACUUAACUAAACAAGAUACAGCGACUACCUUUUACGGGUCAUCACAAGAAGACAUUAGCUAUGCAACGAAUUUUUGGCAGUCAGUUCAACUUCACCCUCCUAUGGAAUCCAGAUUAGUUUCAAGUGAUAUUAAACAGAGAUUGAAAGUGGCUCCUGCUAGUUCUCAAGCGAGAAAUGUUAUGUCAUCAAAACAGCAACUUCAAGAAACACCAGUUUUGCAGGACUUUUUGUCUCGGGCCCGAACCAUGGAGCACCUAGAGGAGUAUACAAGGAUGCAGAAGUUUGCAGAGGCAAAGGCUGAAGAUAAAAGCCUACUUGUAAAACACCGCGAGGUCCGAAGAAAGAAAGAAGAGCUGUCUCGAAACAAAGGUGUUAAACCAGUGCAUACGGUUGAGGAAAGGAUGCCACGUGAUGACUAUGAAGUGGAUGAAGAAGAUGAUGCGGGUGCCCUGCAGCAGCUUGAUGAGUUUGAAAACCAGCUGUUGGGAAGUGGGAAUAAUUCAGACUCAGACUAGUGCAUUUGUUGUUAGUUAAGUUAUAAUUGUUUUGUAUUGUGUCUUCAGGAUUUGAAAAAGACAGAUACUUUUAUUUUGGUGUCAUUUGCAAUGCAUGUUCCCAUAACAACCAAUUCCUAAUUUGUACAUUAAGUCAUUUCUGAAAACAACAUUAUAACAAGGUUAUCAACGUAAACUGGGUUAUAAGAAUGUUGUGUGACAUAUGGCGGACGUUCAGGCAGACGUCAAACAAGGUGUUUUCAGCAAUAACAUUAGUUGAGCUCAUCAUACGGACACCAAACUUUGUGCAUAGUAAGAACAUGAUUGUGGAGAGCUAACUUGGGAUUGCUUUUGGGUAUGUUCCAUCAACGGUCAAGCGCACUCUUAUUAAGAAUAGAAAUUUAGAUUCUAGCUUAAUUUGAGUUGCGUUUAUCAUUUGUACACUAAAACUGGUGUAAAGUAAGAGCAUGUGGAGAGCUCCCUUGGGAUUGCUUUUGGGUCUGUAUAGUUAAAGAUCAAGGUCACCUUUAAUAGUGCAUAUAUUAAUUUAUUUUCUGGCAAAUAACUACAGUUUCUUUCAUCAUAUGGACACUAAACUCAGUCUUUUGUAAGAACAGGUGGAGAGCUUGUUUGGAUUUGGUUUUGGUCCCGUUCUAUCAAAGGUCAAGGUCACUAUCACUCAAUAUGGAAAUUUUGUUUCCAGCAAAUAUCUAUAGUCUAGAACAAUUGAAGAGCUCACUUGUGGAAUUCUCUGAUGAGAGUCAAACAAAUUGUCGCUGCACCUUUGAAGCAUUGAUUCCUUGGUUGGUGGAGCCAAACUAACCAUUGGUAUCAAAUUUGUUUAGUUGACAUAUAGUGCCCAAACUUGGUAUGAAAGAAGAGUUUAUUGAUACUAUUCAUGGGCUUGUGUUUGGGGCCCCUAGGGUAAUGGUCAAGAUAAUUUGUUACUGAAAAUAGAAUAAUGGUUGGUACUCAAUUAUUUCAGUAAGGGUUGAUAUAAUGUGACGAAUCUUGGUAUACAGGAAGAGUUCAUUGAGACAUUUUAUGGGAUUGCCUUGGAGCCUGUAGGGUCACGGUCAUUGUUACUAAAAAUAGAUAAACAGUUGAAACUGAAUCUCACAACGAAGCCUGAAGUUCUUUAAGUAAGUAAAUUAUUGAAAAUCUGGUUUCGUUGCAUUGCAGUGAUCCAUGUAAAUCUUAAACAUAUAAAAAGAAAUGUUGUUAAAGUUAGAUUUGGUUUAAAAAGGAAGUUAAAUAGUACCUUAUAAAACAUAGUCUACAGUGUAUACCACACGUCAAAUAGAACAUAAUAAAUUUCAGAUGCUUAAAAAAUGAAUGGGUUUCAUUUUCAAAAAGAUUGUUAAAUACUUUCUGGUAAAAAUAUGCCAGUGAUAUUUCCUGUGUAUUUAAAAAAAAUGAUUGUAUGCAUUUUGAUGAAAAACAUUGUUUAUUUCAUGCAUCUUGCAUGCAUGAAUGAUAUGUAUUUAUCAUUUUUUUGUUGUUACUGUUUUGAAUGUUAAAACAUUUUUUGAAUAAAUUGUAAAUCUAA
Mya arenaria is the source of this 2171-nucleotide messenger RNA. Its product is annotated as cilia- and flagella-associated protein HOATZ-like. The transcript is spliced from 4 exons. Lineage: Eukaryota; Metazoa; Mollusca; Bivalvia; Myida; Myidae. Gene Ontology annotation, biological process: cilium assembly. The coding region runs from base 113 to 643 and encodes 176 amino acids. The record is from RefSeq and is a predicted model, not a curated record.